AUGAAGGUGAGCUUGGGCGUCCUCUCCCUCUUCGUGGCCCUGGUGGGCGUUUCAAGCUUCGUCUUUCUCGUGGUGGCCAUCGCGACGGACUUCUGGUACAUCAUCGAUGCCUCCAGGCUGGAGAGGUUGCCCAACGGCACGGACGCCCUCAGCUCGCACUCGGGUCUGUGGCGGACCUGCCGCGUGAGGAGUGAAUGUUACCCUUUGAUAAACCCCUUCUGGCAUGAGAAUGCAAACAUCACUGAUUCACACAGACAGCUUUUGUACAUGCAUGGAACAUUUGUCAUCCUGAUGCCCCUUAGCCUCAUAUUGAUGGUUUUUGGAGGAAUGACUGGAUUCAUCAGUAUUCUUGCCAGGGCCUACCUACUGCUUCUAAUGACGGGACUGCUUUUUCUUUUUGGAGCUCUUAUUACACUUACUGGGAUCAGUGUCUAUAUUGCAUAUUCCGCUGCUGCCUUUGAAGAGGCUGUCUGUCUCCUGAGGAGUAAGGAUCUCCUGGUAGAAAUUGACAUCAGGUUUGGCUGGUCGCUGGCACUAGUCUGGAUCUCCUUUGUGGCAGAAGUGCUCACUGGGGCUGUGUUUCUCCUGGCAGCAAGAACUGUGGGUGUGAAACGGCGACGUGAACAGGCGUUAUGAACAACAGGGUAUAGUAUUUAAGAGAAAAUUUACUGAAGUGAAUGAAGAAAUUUUCCCCUGGCUGCUGUGGCUUUGAAUAAUGAUUUAAUAAGACUAAAUAAGCUGUGUUGAGAGCUCCACUACAUUUUUGUUAGAUCAUGUAUUUCUGGAGGACUUCAGCAUAUUACAGUUCAAGACUGUGACUCAGGAGCUGUGUCAGCAAGGCACACUGUCAUUGGGCAGGUCCCUUGUACUUCCUCCAGUAGUGCCAAGGGCAUCAUUUACCUACCUCUGUUAAAUAUCAGAACAAUUUUAUCAUUGUGUCUUGUGUUAAAGAUGGCACAUUUACUCUUAUUGAGCUCAGCUCUGAUCUUGGUCCCACUGUACCAAUUACUUUACAAAGAAUAGUGGCAGGGAGCUUCCUAGAGCUUAAAGCCUUUGGAGAUACAAGGAAACGCUAUUACUACCAUGCUGUGAAUGGAGAACUUAGACAGAAAAACUGCCCAAGGUCACAUGAAACCAGAGUUUCUGAAUCCCAGUCUAAGACCUUAGUUGGCAGACCUUGCUUGUUAUCAGAAUGAAAUAAGGUUAGAAAUCCUGAAUAGACUGAGGAGUAGAAAUUCUGUGAAUAGCCAGUAAAAUUUUGUAAUUCUCACUUGCUCACACAUUGGUUUUCACAUAAUUUCCAUGUUGCCUUAUAUUUGGACUGUGUAAUUGAGUCAUUUUACAAGUUAAAGCUCAAUAAGAAGAGCAAGAAAAAGGUCCAUUGUAGCCAAAAUUCCAUGUGCUUAAGUGAAUUAUGUAAAAUGUAAUAUUUCUAUGUUUUGGUGCUGGUGAAGCUAUUUAUAAUACAAUUUGUAUAAUGUACUCAGACAUUACUGUAAGCUGUAAUAGUAAAAUAUCAUCUGAGUUAUUUUUUGAGUAUUUAUUACAGAUGUUAUUUUACAGUGGUUUUGA
Molecule: messenger RNA, 1572 nt
Organism: Calidris pugnax (ruff)
Lineage: Eukaryota; Metazoa; Chordata; Aves; Charadriiformes; Scolopacidae
Gene: TMEM114
Product: transmembrane protein 114
Exons: 5
Coding region: 1-636 (211 amino acids)
Cellular component (GO): apical plasma membrane
Source: RefSeq, a predicted model, not a curated record